Messenger RNA from Kuraishia capsulata CBS 1993, 3000 nucleotides. RefSeq lists its product as uncharacterized. Bases 1 to 3000 code for a protein of 999 amino acids. Gene Ontology annotation, cellular component: cytoplasm. The transcript has a single exon. Gene Ontology annotation, molecular function: protein phosphatase regulator activity; protein phosphatase 1 binding. NCBI's taxonomy places the organism in Eukaryota, Fungi, Ascomycota, Pichiomycetes, Pichiales, Pichiaceae. The record is from RefSeq and is a predicted model, not a curated record.
AUGUCAAAUUACGUCGCGGCAGCGGCAGCCGCAGCCUCCUCUCCGGGAGUGACGAACAGUGUGCAUCUAGAUUCGCUCGAUGCCAGAAUCGUACAAUAUCAGUAUGGACUGCUGAAAUUGUCCCGAUAUGUUGAGAAGAUACGUGAAUUGCGUGACAUUUGUCGGGAAAAAGGCCCCGAAACCGUUUUUCCUAUCCCCACAUAUCCCAUGCUUCUGAGUGGGUCCAUUUUCAACCUCAGCGAUAAUAUCUUCAGGAGGAGCGAGAUCCUGAUAAAUGGUGGAAAAUUCAACCCGGCCCAAUCAGUGGAUCCUCCUACCAAUACUAAUUCAGUGAACUACGACAUAAUGGAAAACGCUACCAAUUACGAUACCACAAAGCUCAUUAUCCCAGAGUCGAAGAGAUCGUUCGAGUCAUUGAGAUUGUUUGAGCAUCUGAUCAUCAACGCUCACCAAAUAUAUUCCAAAAAGCUCCAACAGGCGUUGCAGGAGAGAACUGCCUGCAGAGUCCCCGAUUCAGCUGGAUAUCCGCAGACGUUCGACUGGGCUGAGAUAUCGGAUUUGCUGCAGCCAGUGGAGCUUGCUGUAAUUCCAUCAUUCAUCUACGAAACGACCCCAGAAAACUCCAAUGAUGCGGAGGCAGUGCGGCAAUCAAUGAGAGACUCAGAUUUGAAAGUAUUGAAGGCUGUGACGGAGUCCGUUGACGUCUCGCUAGCUACACUUAGAGACUAUCUUUCGAUAAUGUGCACUUGCAAAACCAAAGAGGUUCUUCUCAAGGCUCCACAUGCCAGCUAUAUGAUGCACCGUGGGUUUGCCAUUUUGCUAAGACUGGCCGACCUCUACGCGGUUUUGAGAAGGAUUGGAAAAAGGGUGUAUCUGUUCAACUAUCAUCAUUUCCAGAACUACGUUCGACUAGACGAUGGGCUUCGGCACGCGUUGGCCGUAGUGACGGCUUAUUUCAAUCAGCCGAAGAAGAACAACGUUCUGCUGGCCAGUGUGACGAAGUUAACUAGACAGGGUGCCUACGCAAUGGUAAGGUCUGAUUCGACUCUGGCCAUUGCCAAGCAGGGAAUAGAGGCUUGCGCUUUGAUCACGGCUAUGAACGAAUCGCUGAAGAACCUGGCUAUUCGGUGGACUGAUUUAAACAAAAAGAACUUCAACUUGCCCAAUAAAGCCCAAAUGAGGGACCGGUUGAGAGUACAGACGGCUGAACUAAAACGCCAGUCCAGCCUGAUUUCUCCGGAUGGAGGAACGGCUAGAAGACUAGAGGCCAUGUAUAUCGACCCUGAGAAAAAUAAACAGGAGAUGGAAAGGCAGUCAAAACUGCAGAAAGAGAGAGAAGAUGCUGCCAAAGAAGACAGACAGAUGAAAGAGGCUGAAGAAAGAGAGAAUGUGAUCCAGCGCAAAGAGAUGAUUGCACUCAAGGCCGAGGAGAGAGAACGGUAUCUUCGUGAAGAACUAUCACGCACAUCGUCUCCUUUGAAUGGUACGCCAAGCAACAACCUCUCUAGGCGAUCGUCUAUUAGGUCCAGCUCGAGCGGAUCAUCCAGAAGCUCGUCCCUGGUGACUGCACCAUCUCAACCUGAGACCAUCAAGAGAUCGAAUGGUUCUCUCACGAGGUCAGCAUCUCAAAGAUUUUCCCCCACCACGAAAACUUCCGGUCUUGCCAGAAGACAUUCUGUGUCUCUACAUCCUGUUCCUGCUGAGCCGGAAGAAUUGUCGACGUCAUCUUCAGUUCGAUCUUUGUCACCCUCGCAUUCGAGCUCCGCAUCAUCUGCUAGUUCUACAGGAAAUAUAUUCACUUCUCCCACAGCAUUGCGCCGACAGAACCCUGCCAACAUCAAUGGUGAAGGUGCCAAAUCUGCAGUGGCUGGUGCUAUGACAGCGUUCCCCAAGACAAAUAUUAUUCGCGAGACUAAACAACCAUCGUUACAAGCAAGAAUGGCCGCUGCGUCUGUUCCCGCUGCUCAGAAAGCAACCAAUGGGAAGCCACUUUCCGCUCAGCAAAGGCUCCAGAGGCAUAUCAUGAAUUCGACUCUCAGAGGUGAGAUGACGACCAAGCCUAUUGUGGAUGUACCAAGAGUAUUGUACACGCCCUCGGCAAGAGCAGGAAUUGUGAAUGGUUCAAGAACAAGCUCCCUGCAGGGAUCUCUCGGAAGAACAGCUGGAAGCUCUGGAAGCAGUCGAACCAGUUCUUUGGCCAGUGGCAGAGAUUCAGUUAGUCCUAUCAACUCGUUGAAAUCGGCAUCGGCAGCGGAAUUGAGACAUGCGCAGCCACAGCAGAACAGAAGCAGAUCAGGCUCGAUUCAAAGCGUGCAGAGUAUUCAGGAGGAAAGCAUGGUUCAGUCUGCGUUUCCAUCUCCUACCAGCUCUGCUCCCGCUGUGGUUGUGUCUUCGCCAUUGGUGGAAAGAACCAGGAGUAAUAGUGCCUCAAAGAGACCAGCUGGAAAUAUCACCAAGAUCGAAGAGAACACGCCGAACAUAUUUCUGGUCAAGAAAGAAGGCCAGCACGUACCGAAUACGUCAUCUCCAGGAUCGUCUAUUCUCAUCAGAUCUCGUGCUGGCUCAAUUGCUAGUUCUCUUCGCACAGAUACCACUGCUGAGAACGAGCAUACGCUUACGGAGAGCAAUCAUACCACACCGGUAAAGAAGGUGAGAUUCCUCGGGGUUCCUGAAUAUUCUGAAGCCGAAGAUGCUCCUUCGCCCCAGAAAAAGAAAAUGUGGGCCAAGGCACCACCAGUUUUCAGGUUCAACACCCAGAAGACAGUGGUGGACAAUACGCGCAAGAAGGAGAGACUUUUCACUGCCCAGGAAGGCCUCGCUUUCAGAAAAAAUACUCAUACAGAUGAAUGGGGUGGAUUCAACAGAAACAAGGCAAAACAACCGGCUGUUGAGGCUAACGGCAAGGUUUCGAUGAUGAGUUUGGUUACUGAAACUGCUACUCCCACUCCAACCAUACCGGUUCCAAAGGGUAAAUUGACACAGCUAUUCAAAAGAAGGUGA